AUGUUGUCGAGGGCUUGCAUCCGCAGCUUCGGCCUGGCUGCUGUCUCUCGGAGACAAGCCUAUGUCGCCGCCCGGAGGACUGUUACCACCGAUGCUGCUAGCUCGCAUGCUGAGAAGGAUGAUGUCCCAGAUGACGAUGAUGCGCCAUUCCCCGUCAAGCUCUCAGACGAAUCCUUCGAGACCUACGAGCUCGACCCUCCUCCUUAUACUCUCGAUACCACCAAGAGAGAACUAAAGAAGAUGUACUAUGAUAUGGUUGCUGUUCGCCGUAUGGAAAUGGCCGCCGAUCGUCUCUACAAAGAAAAAAAGAUUCGCGGUUUCUGCCAUCUUUCUACGGGUCAAGAGGCCGUCGCUGUCGGCAUCGAACACGCCAUCACUCCCGACGACGCCAUUAUCACCGCUUACCGAUGCCACGGCUUUGCUCUCAUGCGCGGCGGCACUGUCCGGUCCAUCAUCGGCGAGCUGCUUGGUCGCCGCGAAGGUAUAGCCUACGGUAAGGGUGGCUCCAUGCACAUGUUUGCGAAGAAUUUCUACGGUGGCAACGGUAUCGUCGGUGCGCAAGUGCCCGUAGGCGCCGGCAUCGCUUUUGCCCACCAAUAUACUGGCAGCAAGACCACCACGCUUGCGCUCUACGGCGAUGGUGCUUCCAACCAGGGCCAGGUCUUCGAGGCCUUCAACAUGGCCAAGCUAUGGAACCUGCCCAUCCUUUUCGGGUGUGAGAACAACAAAUACGGAAUGGGUACAUCCGCCGCUCGAUCUUCCGCUCUGACCGAAUACUACAAACGCGGCCAAUACAUCCCUGGCUUGAAGAUCAACGCCAUGGACGUCCUGGCUGUCAAGGCUGCAGUACAGUACGGUCGCCAAUACACUGUCGAAGAGAAGGGUCCUCUGGUUCUGGAAUACGUCACGUACCGCUAUGGUGGUCACUCCAUGUCAGACCCUGGAACUACGUACCGUACCCGUGAAGAGAUUCAGCGCAUGCGCAGCACGAACGACCCUAUUGCUGGCCUCAAGCAAAAGAUCCUAGAUUGGGGCGUCUGCAGCGAAGAUGAGCUGAAAUCCCUGGACAAGAAGGCACGCGAGGAUGUUGACAAGGAGGUUCAAGAGGCUGAGGCAAUGGACGUGCCACCAACCACACCUCAAGUCCUGUUUGAGGACAUCUACGUUCGGGGCUCCGAGCCAGCAUACCUGAGAGGGCGGACACCCGAUGAGACCUUCUACUGUAAGUUGCCUUAA
Molecule: messenger RNA, 1236 nt
Organism: Cyphellophora europaea CBS 101466
Lineage: Eukaryota; Fungi; Ascomycota; Eurotiomycetes; Chaetothyriales; Cyphellophoraceae
Product: pyruvate dehydrogenase (acetyl-transferring) E1 component, alpha subunit
Exons: 3
Coding region: 1-1236 (411 amino acids)
Biological process (GO): pyruvate decarboxylation to acetyl-CoA
Cellular component (GO): intracellular membrane-bounded organelle
Molecular function (GO): pyruvate dehydrogenase (acetyl-transferring) activity
Source: RefSeq, a predicted model, not a curated record